Rasamsonia emersonii CBS 393.64 is the source of this 690-nucleotide messenger RNA. Its product is annotated as Protein kinase. Lineage: Eukaryota; Fungi; Ascomycota; Eurotiomycetes; Eurotiales; Trichocomaceae. The record is from RefSeq and is a predicted model, not a curated record. The transcript has a single exon. The annotation marks the transcript as partial.
CACCCAUGGAUCAAGCAGACCGACGAAGAGACCCAUGCUGCUGCUGACGCACCACCGCUGGCUACUCCUCUCUCCAACCGCCAGAAGGAGACCAUCCUGGAUCCCAAGGGUGCAGACCUUGCACCCUACCAGCCCUCACCAGUCGACCAACCCUCUGCGCAAAGCGAACGGCGGGUGGAUUUCCGGUCGCCCGGGGCGGUCAACCUUCGGGAGGUUUUCGACGUGGGCUACGCCGUGCACCGGAAGGAAGAAGAGGGGAAGCGACGUAAGAAUUUCCGCCAGGGAUUCACGUCGAACCUCAAUCCUCUCAACGAAGAUUACGAUGAUGAGGAUGAGAUUAUCUACUACGGACCGGAAUCCGGUGCGGACUCCGGUGGUGACGAUCCACCGGCGAAGAUUCCCAGGCCGCCCGAGCCCGCCAACGACGUGUCCGCCAUGGAAGCGAAGUUGCGCUCGACCAACCUGGGGACGCAGCCCAGCAGUGCGGCCCAAGCGAGACAAGCCGCAGCUGGUCGACAUCAGCAAGGCUAUGGCCAGCACAGUGCUGCAGUCGCGACGGCAGCAAAACAAAAUGCAGCGCGGAAUGCGAAGCAACCUUUCGAACUCAGCUUGGACAACGCAACAUUACUGGAGAGACGAAACAGAAGACAGGCGGGGCAACAACAACAACAACAACAACAAGUGGCAUGA